This is a messenger RNA of Sinocyclocheilus grahami, 6126 nucleotides long. Its product is annotated as Down syndrome cell adhesion molecule homolog. Gene Ontology annotation, molecular function: cell-cell adhesion mediator activity. Gene Ontology annotation, biological process: dendrite self-avoidance; axon guidance; homophilic cell-cell adhesion. The coding region runs from base 1 to 5400 and encodes 1799 amino acids. The transcript has 30 exons. Lineage: Eukaryota; Metazoa; Chordata; Actinopteri; Cypriniformes; Cyprinidae. The record is from RefSeq and is a predicted model, not a curated record. Gene Ontology annotation, cellular component: axon; plasma membrane.
AUGCUUGAACCUGUGGACUCUGCUCCGGUGAUUCUGGAUGGGUUUGAACGGAGGGAAGUUAUGGUGGGUCAUCGGGUGGAGCUCCCAUGUAAAGCGUCUGGUCACCCCCCGCCCAGAUAUCGCUGGCUGAGGGACAACAGCCCCUUAGAAUCAGACAGCCGGUACCACCAGAGUGUAUCGGGCCUUCUCAUCGAGGCCACACGACCCAGUGACGCAGGCAGUUAUGUGUGUGAGGUGUGGAACAGCUUCGGGAAUGCCAAAGUGGUCGGAAGGCUGGUGGUUAAGCAGCCUCUGAAAGCAGUGGUGAGUCCACGGAAGGUGAGAGGCAGCGUGGGUAGCCAAGUGUCACUGUUCUGCAGUGUGACUGGCUCUGACGAGUAUGAAAUCGCCUGGUACAGGAAUGGUGAGAAGAUCUAUCAGGGUAUAAACGUACGUAUCACGGGCAUCAACAACGAGAACCUGGUGAUGGAGGGAAUGGCCAAGAGUGAUGGAGGAGCGUAUCAGUGCUUUGCUCGAAAUGGCAAGAUGUCCACCCAAGACUUAGUGCAGGUCAUCUUAGAAGAUGGGACGCCAAAGAUUCUCUCUGCCUUCAGUGAGAAGGUGGUGAGCCCGAAUGAGCCCAUCUCACUGGUGUGUCACGUGAAAGGAACCCCCCUCCCCACCGUCACCUGGACCUUGGAUGAGGACCCCGUCAUCAAAGACAGCAACCACCGCAUGGAUCGCAUCAUCACCACAGAAGGUCACGUGCUCAGCUACCUGAAUGUGUCUCAUACACAGGUCACCGAUGGGGGCGUCUAUCGCUGCACCUGCAACAACUCGGCUGGAUCGGUCUCCUACCAGGCUCGAAUAAACGUAAGAGGUCCUGCCAGUAUUCGACCAAUGAAAAAUGUCACUGCCAUUGCUGGGAGGGACACGUACAUUCACUGUCGCAUCAUUGGUUACCCGUACUACUCUAUUAAGUGGUAUAAGGAUUCCAAUCUGCUCCCGUUUAACCAUCGCCAACGUGCCUUUGAGAACAACGGCACACUGAAGCUGUCCAAUGUGCAAAACUCAGACGAGGGAGAGUAUACAUGCUAUGUUUUGGUGGAUCCAGAGAAACAAAUUCACAGGAGCGUCCAUGUGACAGUGAAAGUGCCCCCUCUGAUCCAACACUCCGACUCUCAGAGCGCUUCCAUUGGUCAGCGUGUCUUCAUCCCCUGCGUGGUCAUAUCCGGUGACCUGCCAAUGUCUAUAACCUGGCACAAAGAUGGACGACCAAUCAAUGCCAGCCUGGGUGUCACCAUCGACAACAUAGACUUUACCAGCUCAUUACGCAUUUCAAACCUGUCGGAAAUUCAUAACGGCAGUUACACCUGUAUAGCCCGUAAUGAGGCUGCUGCUGUUGAGCAUAGUAUACAGCUCAUUGUUAAAGUUCCGCCACAUUUUGAGGUACAGCCAAGAGACCAGGAUGGCAUAUAUGGGAAAUCAGUGAUCCUGAAUUGUUCGGCAAAGGGAAACCCAAUCCCCACUAUAGUAUGGAACCACUCAAAAGGUGCUGGCGUACCUCAGUUCCAGCCCAUCGCCUUGAAUUCUGGUUCGCGUAUCCAGCUCCUGGAGAAGGGGUCUCUGCUCAUAAAACACGUCCUGGAGGAAGAUGCUGGAUUUUAUCUGUGCAAGGUUAGCAAUGACGUGGGAGCCGAUAUCAGCAAGAGCAUGUACCUCACCGUUAAAAUUCCUGCCAUGAUCACAUCUUACCCCAACACCACACGAGCAGAACAGGGUCACAUGACUGAGAUGAGCUGCACUGCUCACGGUGAAAAGCCCAUCAAGGUUCGCUGGGAGAAGGAAUCUCAUAUCAUCAACCCAGACAUGAGCCGCUAUGUGGUUACUGGGAAGGAAGUGGGAGAUGAGGUCAUAUCCACCCUGCAGAUCUUACAUACCGUCAGAGAGGACUCUGGCUUUUUCUCUUGCAUUGCUAUCAACUCAUAUGGCGAAGAUAAAGGAAUCAUUCAGUUGAUUGUACAAGAUCGUCCUGAUCCUCCUGAAGUUGAGAUCAGAGAGGUCAAGGACCGAACCAUUGCACUUCGCUGGACAAUGGGCUUUGAUGGCAACAGCCCUAUUACAGGAUAUGACAUCAACUAUAAAAACAAAUCAUCUUCAUGGGCCUCAUCUCAAAUGACCAAAGACGUCUCCCCUCAGCUGAAUCAGGCCACCAUCAUUGAACUCCACCCUGCUUCCACCUACAACAUCCGCAUGUUUGCCAAAAACCAGAUUGGCGAAAGCAGACCAAGCAAUGAGCUGACCAUCACCACAGAUGAAGCACCACCUGAUGGCGCUCCUCAAGAUGUGCAGCUGGAAGCAAUCUCAUCCCAAAGCAUCAAAGUCACAUGGAAGCCCCCCCUCAAACACUUACAGAAUGGUUUGAUCCGAAGCUACCAAGUGUGCUAUCGGGAGUUUGGGACAGGGGGCAGCCCACAAUACAACACCAUCAAUGUGGACACCACAGGGGACAUUGAAACCCUCACUUUGGAUAAUCUGAAGAAGUACACCCAGUAUGAGGUGCGGGUGCAAGCAGCCAAUCGGGCAGGCAUAGGUCCCACCUCGGAGGAAAUCACCAUCACCACUCUAGAGGAUGUGCCCAGUCGCCCACCUGAGAACGUUGUGACAACAGCUACCACCCCCGAGACCAUCUCCCUGUCCUGGUCUGCUCUGUCUAAAGAAGCUCUCAACGGCAUGCUGCUUGGAUAUCGUGUCAUCUACUGGGCCAACCUACCUGAUGGAGGUCAGGCAGGGUUAUGUGUUCCCAUUUCUGAGUUGGAACGGCUGGAGAAGUACACCAACUACAGUAUCCAGGUCCUGGCCUUCACUCGAGCCGGAGACGGAGUCCGUAGUGAGCAGAUCUACACACGCACCAAAGAGGAUGUUCCUGGCCCUCCGGCUGGAGUCAAGGCAGCUGCUUCCACAAGCUCAGUGGUAUUUGUUUCCUGGCUUCCUCCACUCAAACUCAACGGAAUCAUCCGGAAAUACACCGUCUUCUGUUCCAACCCUUACCCCACGGUGAUCAGUGAGUUUGAGGCUGCACCUGAUGUUUAUUUUCGUCGUUUGACCAACUUGAAUCAGAACUGGCAGUACAGCAUCUGGGUUGUGGCGGUCACUGCAGCUGGCCGUGGGAAUGCCAGUGAAAUUAUCACCGUAGAGCCCCAAGCUAAAGCCCCUGCGCGAAUCCUGACGUUCAGUGGUACUGUGACCACCCCCUGGAUGAGGGACAUUGUCCUUCCAUGCAAAGCAGUCGGAGACCCUCCUCCAACCAUCAAGUGGCUCAAGGGAAAUAAUGGUACUCCUGCUCCGGUUUCAAUCGAUGGACGUCGCAGCGCUCACAGCAAUGGCAGCUUUGUUAUUCGCACUGUCAAAGCAGAGGAUUCUGGGUACUACAGAUGUGUUGCCAGCAACAACUGGGGUUCAGAUGAGAUCAUGCUAAACCUUCAGGUCCAAGUACCUCCGGACCAACCACGUCUCACAGUGACCAAAACCACAACCACCUCCAUCACACUGUCCUGGAUCCCUGGAGACAAUGGAGGAAGCUCCAUCAGAGGCUACAUUCUGCAGUACUCUGAGGAUAACAGUGAAGAGUGGGGCAGUUUCUCCAUCAGCCCCAGUGAGCGGUCUUACCGUCUAGAGAAGCUAAAGUGCGGUACUUGGUACAAAUUUACUCUUACUGCACAAAAUGCAGUUGGUCCUGGACGCAUCAGUGAAAUCAUUGAGGCUAAAACCCAUGGGAAAGAGCCACAAUUCGCCAAAGAUCAUGAGCUUUUCUCAAGUAUCAACUCUACCCGUGUGGAGCUCAACCUCAUCGGUUGGAACAAUGGCGGCUGUCCGAUCGACUCCUUCACACUGGAAUAUCGACCGGUGGACACUACGAAAUGGACCAUGGUGAAGCGAGAUUCUCUCACCAAAAACCCCAUUCUCUACGACCUACAGGAGGCCACCUGGUACGAGCUCCAGAUGAGAGUGGGCAACAGUGCAGGAACAGCAGAGAAGAGGGUUCUGUUCGCCACUCUAAAUGUGGAUGGCAGCACAAUUGCUCCAUUGCCAAAGACUGUGGACCCCAGCCAGGAGAAUAGGCAGGGCAAUGAGGGACUUAAGAUGAUGGUCACAAUCAUCUGUAUUCUGGUGGCAAUUUCCAUGGUCUUCAUUGUUCUUCUGGUAUUGAGGAGAAGAAGAAGAGAGCAAAGGCUCAAGAGAUUACGAGAUGCAAAGAGCCUAGCAGAGAUGCUAAUGAGUAAAAAUGCACGUACACCAGACACUGUGAACAAACAGCAGCAGACUCUGAGGAUGCACAUCGAUAUCCCACGUGCUCAGCUACUCAUCGAGGAGAGAGACACUAUGGAGACAAUCGAUGACCGCUCCACGGUGCUGUUGACGGACAAUGACUUUGGAGAAACAUCUAAACAGAAGUCCUCAACCGUCACCCAUACAGUGCAUUACCAGUCUCUAUCUCAGGCCACUGGACCACUAGUAGACGUGUCUGACGCUAGACCUGGUACAAACCCCACUGCCCGCCGCACAGCUAAAGCAGGUCCCGCCACACGCAGUCGGUAUGCCAGCCAGUGGACCCUGAACCGACCGCACCCUCCUGUCUCCUCACACACUCUCACUACUGACUGGAGGCUGCCCACACCCCGCGCCACGGGCUCAGUGGACAAAGAGAGUGACAGUUACAGUGUCAGUCCCUCUCAGGACACAGACCGUGCUCGCAGCAGUAUGGUGUCUACAGAAAGCGCCUCCUCCACGUACGAGGAGUUAGCCCGUGCCUACGAACAUGCUAAGAUGGAGGAACAGCUGCGACAUGCUAAGUUCACGAUCACAGAAUGCUUCAUCUCAGACACAUCCUCCGAACAGAUGACAGCCGGCACCAAUGACUACACAGACAGCCUGACGUCCAGCACGCCGUCAGAAUCAGGCAUCUGCAGAUUCACCGCCUCCCCACCCAAACCACAAGAUGCCACCCGGGUCAUGACCAUGGCCGUGCCGAAAGCACACAGACCCGGAGGUGAACUGGUCCAUCUUCCCCCUUACCUGCGCAUGGACUUCCUUUUGAACCGGGGAGCAGCCCCUUCAGGUCGAGAGGCCACAGGACAGACUUGUAUGGACCCACAGAAGAGCCGAAUGGCGAAGCGGCCAGCAUUGCUGGCGCCAACACCCUCCGAGACCCCCUCGUCAGCCCUCUCUUCCUCCGGCCCCCCCAGCAGAGAGGCAGUACAACAGUGGCAGCCAGGAACUUCCUCUACACUGCCACAACGCGAGCCGGGCGACCUGGCCCAGGCCGCCAAACUCAGCAGCUCCCAGGAGUCGCUGCUAGACUCCAGAGGACACCUGAAACAAAGCAACAACCCCUACGCAAAGUCCUACACACUUGUAUAACACAGGACUACAGCUAUGGACCACGUUCCACUGUCACGCACACACAAACACGUGAGGACCUGCUGCAAAGACGAGCGCUUUUCUGAUUCAGAGAUGAGUCCUGUACAUACAUUCUGAAUUCCUAAAAAAGUGGAUAGUUUUCUUUGCAUCUGUCUUUCUUUCUAUCUGUCUCACUCUCUCUGCUGUUUUUUUUUACACUUUCUUUCUUUCGCUCACCUUCUUCUCUUGCCAUCUAUUCUGACUAAGUUAGAUUUUUUUACGUAAUCAUUCAUUUAUUUUAAAUACCACCGUUAUGAAGAUUGCCAAAAUUAUUUAUUUAAAUUGACAGAGGAACUACUUUUGAAUUUAUAUCAAGGAUAAUUCUAUAGUCAUUAUUAUAUAAAAAUAGAGAAAAAUUAUCAAAAAAUGGUUUAAAAAAAGUAGGGUGUGGUCAGCUCUGCAGGAAGAUGUUUCUUUCUCUAUCCAUGACUCUAUUGUUUUGAUGAAACGAUGAGGUGCGAUCGACAUUUUUGAAGCUGUUUAUCAUGGCGGUGUAUCUGACGACCGCAGAAGACAUGGAGGAAGGACAACGACUCCAACGUGGAAGACACGCGUCCACAUUUUCCAAUCGUCUCAGAAUGUUGUGCUUUCUAAGGACUGCAUGGGGACCUGAAAAAAAAAAAGAAUUCCAAGAGAUUUUAGUCACACUAAGGGAUUAUAUAAUGUUAUAAUAUAUGUUAUGACAUU